UACACCUAAAGUGGAUCGUGUGUGAUACUUGAGUGCCCUUUUAGUUGUAAAUUCCUAUGGAAUAGACAUGGAGUGUGUUUGCAUCUCCUUGAUCUAAAUUGUAUCACCUCCAGAGAGAAACUCCUCUGGAAUCCACAUCUGGUAUUCUGACACCCCUUCCUCUAAAGUGUAAAUUACGAUGUUUUCUUUUGAUAGUGGACAUUCCAAUCUAGGAAGCAGUAACAACAGUUGCACGGAUAUAGAUUUAGUUCUGUUAUAGUAUUAUGUUAAAAUUUCCUCUUCUCAAAAUUAACAGAUUGCCAUCCAGCAUGAGAAGAUCGCAAAUGUAAUGUUUGUCUGAUGUUUCUGUCUUCAGAUUGGACUAAGUUACAAAAUCAUGUGUAAAAUGCUUGAAUGUGUGAUGGAGCCACAGUGCCACCUUUUGGUAAGAUUCUGGUAUAGCGUAAGGUAUCUUCAAAACAGAUUUUGUUUUAUAGUUGUGUAUUAUUCCAAACGGUAAAUGCCUGACACACAAUUUUAUAACACGAAUUAAGCUAACACUAUAUGAAAUAUGUACAAUCCAUUAGUGUUGUUUCAUAUGCAUGUUUGUGACAUUUUAACUAGGUCUGCUUUUAUUUUUACAUCAAGUAAUUUCGAUUAUGUUAUGUUAAAACAUGUAAACUAUGUAUUGAGUCAUGGUGGGUUCUGUGAAUGGUGAAUUAGGAUUUCGAAACUUUAAAACACGAUAGAAGUGAGUUAAUAAAGUUACGAAUAUCGAAAUAUCGCUAAAGGAAGUGACGCGAUUAGCCUUUCCGGAUACGCCUCCAAACUAAAACAUAUAUAAUAUAGACUCCGAUAUAACUUAGCUCUCUCUUACUUUUACAUUCUCUCUUACUUUUACACUUCCAAACUCUCUUCUUAAAUCUACGUUGGAUCCAUUCGUUAUUUACUUUCGUUCUACUUUGAUUUCGUACGUUAUUUUACUUCGUUUGAGACACGUGUUGAAUUUUUCCUCACGUAAUAAUUAGCGGCGCUGAAGUACUUUUAGUACUUUUAUUUUGAAGGCUCAAGACACGAACACAGUUAAUUCUUUUAUAAGUUUUAGUUUAUAUAUCUUGUCAAGUAUUGUCGCCUGAUUCACAGAAAGUGAAUUUAGUUUAAUUCUUGGACUUAGUGACUACAGAGGAUUCGCAAGGCCAGCGUUUCGUCCUACAGUUAUUUUAGACCAGAAGUUGGAUUAGUUCAUAAUCAAAGCCAAAGACCAACCACUCUGAGGAACUUUUCUUAAGACAUUGAUCACAAGCCAAAAGGACAUCACCGUGGUUGACCGCUCAAGGAGACGUAUAAACGUUUCAGCCGGACAAAGACAUUAUCCUCCAGACUACCUGCCUCCAACGCACUCAAAGCGCCAAGCCGCGCUGGGCCUUGGACUGGAGCGCUUGCCACUGGUAUCGGUGACGACACGUUCUUGGACCUGUGAUUCUGAACAGCAGCCGAGCAGUACCAGCCGGAGGAGAAAGAUCCUGAAGUCCCUCCAUCUCUACAACAAAAUGAGGCCGAUCUAUUGCUGCAGUGUUUUGCUGUUGCUUGCCCUCAUUCCCACAGCCUGUCAAGGGGGCAACAUCCUGGUCCUUCCUACUGAAGGCAGCCACUGGAUAAACAUGGAUAUCUUACUUCAUGCUUUGCACUCAAGAGGACACAAUAUAACUAUUCUGCGUUCCAGCAAAAGCUGGUACAUCAAGGAUAAAUCUUCUUAUUACGAUACCUUUACAGUUGAAGUGGAGAGGAGCUUAGAUCAGAAGUUCAUAACAGAAAUCAUAUCUAAGGUAAUUGAAUUUGAAAGGGGGUCUCUUCCCUUUGAGAACUUUCUCCAUGUGACUAUAGGAAUGUUCAGCACAUUUGUUGAAGCUCACACAAGCAUAGGUGAAUUUGUGUCAGCGAUGCUAGGUGAUCAAGAGUUGAUGAGGAACUUGAAGCACAGCAAGUUUGACCUGGUGCUCACCGACCCCUGCUGGGGUGGUGGAGUGAUUUUGGCCAAAUAUUUGAAUCUCCCUUUGGUUUACAAUGUUCGCUGGCUACUUGGUGGAGAGGGUCAUCUUGCUAUUGCUCCUUCACCUUUAUCAUAUAUUCCUAUGACAGGAUCUGGCUACACUAAUAAGAUGACCUUUUUUCAGAGAGUUAUAAACAUGGUUUUGAGUCUAGCAAAUGAUGUACAAAAUCACCUGCUGGUUAAGCAAAUAUACCAGAAAAUAUGUGACAAAUAUCUUGGGCCCGAUAAUGACUAUAACAAGCUAGUGCUUGAUGCAGACCUUUGGCUCAUGAGAGUGGACUUUGUGUUUGAGUUCCCUCGUCCCACCAUGCCUAAUGUAAUCUAUAUGGGAGGGUUCCAGUGUAAACCUGCCAAACCUCUACCUGAACACCUGGAGGAGUUUGUGCAGAGUUCUGGAGAGCAUGGAGUCAUCAUCAUGUCUCUGGGGACUUUUGUGAGUGAACUUCCUGCUGAUAUAACAAACGAGGUCGCUGCUACUUUUGCUCAAUUACCUCAGAAAGUGAUCUGGAGGCAUAAAGGGGACAGACCCGCAACUCUGGGCAACAACACUUUAAUAGUCGACUGGAUGCCACAGAAUGAUCUUUUAGGACACCCUAAAAUAAAACUAUUUGUGGCUCAUGGAGGAACAAAUGGCGUGCAAGAGGCUAUUUAUCACGGAGUCCCAGUUGUGGGUCUGCCUGUGUUUUUCGACCAAUACGACAACCUGCUGCGUCUGAAACAGAGAGGAGCAGCUCAGAUUCUUACAUUAGCCACAGUGGACAAAAACAACAACUUCCUGAAGGCCAUACAGGAAGUCCUGAAUGAGCCCUCCUACAGAUUCAACAUGCAGAGACUCUCUACACUGCACCGAGAUCAGCCAAUAAAGCCCCUGGAUAACGCCCUCUUCUGGAUAGAGUUUGUCAUGAGACACAAAGGUGCAGCCCACCUGAAAGCAGUGUCUUACAGACUGCCCUGGUAUAUCUACCACUCUGUGGAUGUCUUUUUGUUCCUGGCUGGAGCUGUGCUGCUUGUACUUUUAAUCCUUUUCAUUUUCAUCAGGUGUUUUUACACUACAGUGUGUAUACAUAAAGUCAAACAUGACUAAUCCUUCAACAGAUAUUCAUUUUGUACAUUCAAUUUACAAAAAUUAAUACAACAUCAAUAUGAAAAUAGAUUUUGAUUUAGCAUUUUUACAUUUUGUUCUUAAGCAAUGGCAUUAAUUUUAUGUACUGUAUUUUAACAACUAUUUUUGUAUAAACUUAAUACAUUUUUCAAAACCAACACUGUACAAAUAAACAAAUGUAAAUUGA
Molecule: messenger RNA, 3318 nt
Organism: Dicentrarchus labrax (European seabass)
Lineage: Eukaryota; Metazoa; Chordata; Actinopteri; Moronidae
Product: UDP-glucuronosyltransferase 2C1-like
Exons: 2
Coding region: 1530-3113 (527 amino acids)
Molecular function (GO): UDP-glycosyltransferase activity
Source: RefSeq, a predicted model, not a curated record